Penicillium vulpinum is the source of this 1092-nucleotide messenger RNA. RefSeq names its product Cupredoxin. The transcript is spliced from 4 exons. Bases 1 to 1092 code for a protein of 363 amino acids. The record is from RefSeq and is a predicted model, not a curated record. Lineage: Eukaryota; Fungi; Ascomycota; Eurotiomycetes; Eurotiales; Aspergillaceae.
AUGUUUGUUAGCCAACUAGCCCAACCACUGGUAUGGCUGGGUUUGGCGACCAUGAUAUUGGCUGCCGACUCUUCCACAGCUGAGACCAUCACUACCCCGACAUCUGAUGCAGGAUCAUCAUCGGCAGUAACUUCAACAACCCCCUCCUCGACCGGUAUCACGACCCAUACAGUCCAGGUGGGACCUAAGUCAAAUCCGCAUCAAUUUGUCCCAGCCGCCAUAACCGCCAACGUGGGCGAUAUUGUCGUAUUUGAAUUUUACCCAACGAACCAUUCCGUCGUAAAAGCAGAUUAUGAGGCUCCUUGCGUGCCAGCAAGCGGAACUAUCUUUUAUUCGGGUGCCUUCGUCAAGUUUGAUCUGCAGGAUGGACAAAUCGUCGGACCACCCCCGACUUGGUCCUUGCGAAUUAAUGAUACCGAGCCCACAUUCUACUAUUGCACUGCGAUAGAUUCAUGCACGAAGAAUGGAAUGGUCGGAGCAAUUAACGCGAAUACAACUCAGUCAUGGGAAACGCAAUACGCUAAAGCACUGACGUACCCUUUCAUGUUAGUCCCAGGCCAGCCCAUGCCCGCUGAAGGCGAAGGUGGAGAUUCCAGUGGUGACAGCAAAAGCGGUGAUGAUAAGCAUGGGCUUAGCGGGGGAGCUAUUGCAGGUAUCGUCGUUGCAGCAGUGGGCUUCGUGGCCAUUCUGGUGGCACUUUUCUUCGUUCUCGGCCGCAACCGUGUGUACUCACAGUGGAUGUCCUCAGAAGAUGGCCGCACAGAACGAACCGCACGAUGGGCACUGUUCAACCACGGCGACCCAUAUGCCAACGGGAAAAGUGAAGUGGGAAGCACUGUUCCUACGCAAAAGCCAGGCCAUAUCGACGUCACCGCCGUCUCUAGUCCAGAUCCGAAUGUGCGCACAUUUUCACCUGGGGCAGAAGUUGUAUCCGGUCCUGGUUCCCCAUCAACGCAGCAGGGCCACUGGAGCUGGAAUGAGCCUCCUCAACCUCCCCGUGCAAGUGCGGUCGCCACAGAGCUGGAGGGUCACCCUAUUAUCUGGGAGGUGCCAGGCAGCACUCCAGGCAACAAUCCAGGCAAUCGGUUCUGA